Somion occarium is the source of this 488-nucleotide messenger RNA. The record is from the annotation of a GenBank genome assembly. Lineage: Eukaryota; Fungi; Basidiomycota; Agaricomycetes; Polyporales; Cerrenaceae.
GAACACGGGUUGUCCAUGCUCUCGCCAUGUCAUUCCUUGUAGGACCAUUAUCCGGUGCCCUUGUGGCAGGAGGCGUAUACUAUGGUUUCUCGACUAUGAUUCAGUCGAAUACCGAGAGGCACAAGGCCGAUCUUUAUUCAUUGUCUCGCCGUCUCGUUGACGCAUCAACUAUCCCCGCUCCACCUUCCGCAGCUGCCAGGAUAGAAGAGAGCCGGUUUAAUACCGUUCUCAAAAGUCGUUGGAACACCGAAGUUGCAACCCUGUUUCAGAGUAUUGGGGAGUUGGACCAAAAGGCUGUAGCUUGGGGGAAACGUGUGUUGUAUGGUGGCGACGUGAAAGCUGAUCAAUAGACACGAUAUGGUGAUUACUAUUCUGAGUCGUGAACUCGUGCAAGAUGAACUGCGACAGACCAGUAAGCAUCCUGACAGAAGGUGAAACCUCGGACACAGUGAACUCUAAAUUUCCAAGUGCUACAAUGCCAUUUACUU